AUGGCCAGGUAUUUUGAAAAUACCACAACAUUCAACUUCAGUUGGGAUCAGGUUGCAUGCGGGUACUGGAAAAGGUACCCUAAUCCACAAAGCACACAUGUUCUUUCUGAGGACACCUGGAGCAGGCAAGUGAAGGAUGGAUGCCUUUAUACAAAACGGCUUCUUACGAAAACGAACAGAGUUCCAAAGUGGGGAGAAAGAUUCUUCAAUGCGAAAUCUGUUAAGAUAAUCGAGGAAAGCAUAGUUGACCCGAAGGAGAAAGUUCUAGUCACAUACACCAGGAAUUUGGGGUACACAAAAGUCAUGAGCGUGGUGGAACGCGUGGAGUACCGGUCUCUGGGCGGUGGGCAGACCAUCGCGAGGCGCUCCGCUUGGAUCGACUCUCAGGUGUUCGGCUUCUCGAGGGCCAUACGUGCCUUCGGUGUUGACAGGUUCCGCAAGAACUGCACGCAGAUGGUGAACGGCUUCAACGACGUGCUGCACGCGAUGUUCCCGCGCGCGGGCCACCCGCCGCCGGCGCCGGUGAGCCACGCGCUGCGCGAGAUGCGCGACGCGGCAGCCGCCGCCACCGACCGCGCCAAGGCCAACGUGCUCUCCAGCGUCAACCGCACC
Molecule: messenger RNA, 612 nt
Organism: Iphiclides podalirius (scarce swallowtail)
Lineage: Eukaryota; Metazoa; Arthropoda; Insecta; Lepidoptera; Papilionidae
Source: the annotation of a GenBank genome assembly